AGCUGAAUGUCAGCUGCAUAUCUAUCUGCAUGCUCAGUCAGCACCACAGCAUCUGGUUCGUCUGGAAGCCCAAAGUGUCAGAGCAGGACGGGGUCCCAUUGGAACUUUCCAGGUGUCAAGGGCAAUGCGUGACAGGCAGAGCAUCCCCAUAAUGCUGAGGAAUGGCAGUGACGUGGCGAUGACCAGCUGGCAGGUCAAGGAGACUCACCUGGAGAACGUCCUCUUUGCUUCCUUCUACAUCGUGAUCUUCAUCAUCGCAGUUCCAGGAAACGCCUUGGCACUGGGCGUUUUCAGCCGACAGAAGAAGAUCUCACCCUCCAAGGUCUUCCUCAUGAAUCUGGCUGCGGCAGAUCUCUUCUAUGUGAUGGUUCUGCCCAUGCGUGCCACCUACCACCUCAUGGACAAUGACUGGCCCUUUGGGGAGACCCUCUGCCUUCUGAUUGGGUACCUCUUCUACCUUAACAUGUACUGUAGUCUCUUCUUCAUGGCCUGCAUCAGUUUGGACCGCUUCCUGGCCGUUGUCCUGCCAGUCAGGUCUCUGGGGCUGCGGCAAAAGCCCCUGUACACGCGUGUGGUCAGUGUCGUCUUGUGGAUCUCCUUGAUUGUUUGCUCGGUCCCCAUGCUGCUGUCCAAGAAGGUUCUAAAGGUAGACAACUUGACCAGGACAGUGUGUGGCCAGCUCUACCUGGAGAAGACCUCAGCCAAAGCACUGCUGCCUACAGCUGUGGCUUUUCUGCUCCCCAGCAUCAUCAUACUGGGCUCCUACAUCCUCAUACUCCAUCGCCUUUGGAGCCUAAGGCAGCCAGGAAAGAAGUCAGUGGAGAGAAAGGCGGUCAAGAUGAUCACAUUGAUCCUUCUGAAUUUCUCUGUGACUUUCAUCCCCUACCACAUCAACCGCUUUAUCUACAUCCAGGCCUCCGGACGGGAAGAUGUAGACAUGGCCGCCAUCGUGUUCAGCAAUAGGAUCACUUCAUCCUUGACUUGUCUCAGCGGAGUCUUGGAUCCAGUUUUAUAUUUCUUUCUUACCAAGACCUACCAGAGAUCCUUGGUUCAAUUUUUCUGCAGGAGACACAAAAGGCAAAAGAAGCAGAAUGUCAAUUCUGCUUCCAGCUAAUUAGUGACUGCAUUCAUACUUCCAGCUAAUUAGUGACUCAUGUUUCAUACUUUUAGGUCCUUAACCCCAGUUGCUCUGGGGAUCAGUGUGACUCUGCUGUCUGAUCUUUACUUAACAAAAUAAAUGUAAAAGUACAUAUAUCAGCCUGUGCCCACUGUGGCCGACCUGCACCUGCCUCUCCAACAGCUGUUAAUUAAUAAGUAAAUUAAAAAAAUGUACGGGUAGAAUUUUCAUAAACUUGUUUUGGUACAGUAUUAAUUACAUAUGCUUUUUUUGGACAUUGUUUGAAAUACAAAGAUGUGUAACUUAGUGUUAUAAAAAAUGUUAGUGUUAGAGGUGACUAGUUCAGGUCCAGAAAGUAAAAACCCAGACCAAUGUUUUACUUCAACCAACCAGUCGAGUACUCUGUGACUCACUCUUUCUACUCAACUGGAUGGUUGAAACAAAAUCUUCAUCUGGGUAUUUACUUUAUGGACCUGAACGUCCACCUCUCGGACGUGGGACUUGGGUAAGCAUCAACAAAGCAGUGAAUGGAAUUUCUAACCUGCUUUUUCAGGGACUAAGGGGGAUGAACGGCUGACUUUGCUAACAGACGUCAAGCUUGGCUCUCCCCUGGGUUUGUGUGAAUGUUUUUAAAAGGACAGCAAGAUGGAUACAUGUGAAGAUGGACACAUUCCAAUGUUCCUGUUCUCAUACUUGUAUAAAUGGCAAACAGCA
This is a messenger RNA of Brienomyrus brachyistius, 1831 nucleotides long. RefSeq names its product uracil nucleotide/cysteinyl leukotriene receptor. Gene Ontology annotation, cellular component: membrane. The transcript is spliced from 2 exons. The coding region runs from base 125 to 1114 and encodes 329 amino acids. The record is from RefSeq and is a predicted model, not a curated record. Lineage: Eukaryota; Metazoa; Chordata; Actinopteri; Osteoglossiformes; Mormyridae. Gene Ontology annotation, molecular function: G protein-coupled receptor activity. Gene Ontology annotation, biological process: phospholipase C-activating G protein-coupled receptor signaling pathway; positive regulation of Rho protein signal transduction.